Messenger RNA from Bombyx mori (domestic silkworm), 2895 nucleotides. It is a transcript of the gene Khc, whose product is annotated as kinesin heavy chain. Gene Ontology annotation, cellular component: microtubule. Gene Ontology annotation, biological process: microtubule-based movement; mitotic cell cycle. The record is from RefSeq and is marked provisional. NCBI's taxonomy places the organism in Eukaryota, Metazoa, Arthropoda, Insecta, Lepidoptera, Bombycidae. Gene Ontology annotation, molecular function: microtubule motor activity; ATP binding; microtubule binding.
AUGGCAGCCGAUCGCGAGAUUGCUGCUGAAGACAGUAUCAGAGUGGUAUGCCGAUUUCGACCACUGAAUGACUCUGAAGAAAAAGCUGGUUCAAAAUUUAUCGUGAAAUUUCCAUCUGGACCUGAUGAUAAUUGCAUUUCUAUAGGGGGUAAAGUAUACUUAUUUGACAAAGUAUUCAAACCCAAUGCAACCCAAGAAAAAGUCUACAAUGAAGCUGCCAAAAGCAUUGUAUCAGAUGUUCUGGCAGGCUACAAUGGAACUAUAUUUGCCUAUGGUCAAACAAGUUCUGGGAAAACACAUACCAUGGAAGGUGUCAUAGGAGAUCCAGGAAAACAGGGUAUUAUACCAAGGAUUGUCAAUGACAUAUUCAAUCACAUUUAUGCCAUGGAAGAGAACUUGGAAUUUCAUAUUAAAGUGUCAUAUUUUGAAAUCUAUAUGGACAAGAUCAGAGACUUGCUCGAUGUGUCAAAAGUAAAUCUCAGUGUCCAUGAAGACAAAAAUAGAGUCCCAUUUGUAAAAGGUGCUACAGAACGAUUUGUAUCAAGCCCUGAAGAAGUUUUUGAAGUUAUUGAGGAAGGCAAAUCAAAUAGACAUAUUGCAGUCACAAACAUGAAUGAACAUUCAUCACGAUCUCACUCUGUCUUCCUUAUAAAUGUCAAACAAGAAAAUUUGGAAAAUCAAAAGAAACUCUCAGGAAAGCUCUAUCUUGUGGACUUGGCUGGUUCUGAAAAGGUAUCAAAAACUGGUGCUGAAGGCACUGUCCUGGAUGAAGCUAAAAAUAUUAAUAAAUCACUUUCGGCAUUGGGUAAUGUAAUUUCAGCAUUAGCUGAUGGAAAUAAAUCUCAUAUUCCAUACAGAGAUUCCAAACUAACUCGAAUUUUACAAGAGUCACUUGGUGGUAAUGCAAGAACCACAAUUGUAAUUUGCUGCUCACCUGCUUCAUUUAAUGAAAGCGAAACUAAAAGUACACUUGACUUUGGUAAAAGAGCUAAGACAGUCAAGAAUGUUGUAUGUGUCAAUGAGGAAUUGACAGCUGAGGAAUGGAAACGUCGCUAUGAAAGAGAAAAGGAGAAAGUGGCUAGGCUGAAGGGCAAGGUUGAAAAACUAGAAGCUGAACUGAAUCGCUGGCGUUCUGGUGAGACUGUCAGACUAGAAGAGCAAGUAAAUCUGCAGGAGAUUGAAGCUGUUACUCCAGUAACAUCAUUUAUUGAAGAAAAACCUCCAGCACCUCCUGUACCAGUGGCUGUCGCCAGUGUUGUCGAAGACGCCGCAAUGCAGGCUAAGUUAGAAGCUCUCUACCAACAGCUGGAUGACAAAGAUGAAGAGAUCAACCAACAUUCUCAGCUUGUUGAGAAACUUAAGGAACAGAUGAUGGAACAAGAAGAAUUAAUUGCCUGCACAAGGCGCGAUUAUGAGGCGUUACAAGGAGACAUGAAUAGAAUCCAACAAGAAAAUGAAGCUGCUAAAGAAGAAGUCAAAGAAGUUCUACAAGCUCUUGAAGAGCUCGCCGUUAAUUACGACCAGAAGUCGCAGGAGGUAGACAGCAAGAGCCGCGAGUGCGAUCAGCUGUCUGAAGACUUGCAAUCCAAACAGAGCGCCCUGACUAGUGCUACGGCAGAGCUGCAACAACUCCGUGAUUUGUCUGCACAUCAACGAAAACGUAUCGCGGAAUUAUUGACAAACUUACUUCGAGAUCUCGCCGAGAUAGGAGCUGCCGUCGGAGGAUCUGAGCUCGACUUCAAACUCAAUGUAGACACUGUCGGGAAACUGGAAGAGGAGUUUACAGUGGCUCGUCUCCACAUCAGCAAAAUGAAAAGUGAAGUCAAAAAUAUUGUCCAACGAUGCCAUUCACUUGAAUCUGCUAACAUCGAUGCCAAUCAGAAGAUUGAAGAAUAUGAGCGAACACUUGGUGAAUGUCGCCUUUUGAUCUCCCAACACGAAGCCCGUUGUGCUUCGCUAGCAGAGUCGAUGCGUGAGGCCGAAAAUAAGAAACGACAACUCGAGGAAGCUGCUGACGCUUUACGUGAAGAGUGUGCUCGCCUACAGGCGGCCGAGCGCGUACAGCUGGCGGCGGCGGAGGACUCGCAGGUCCGCGGCGCGCUGGAGGCCCAGCUGGAGCAGCUGCGCGCCGCGCACUCCACGCAGCUGUCUGCGCUGCGGGACGAGCUCGCCGCGCUGCAGCGACAACACCAGGACCUCAAGGACACGUACCAGGAGCUAACCCUGGCGCGGCAGCAGCUCCAGGACGACUACGAGAAGCUGAAGCGCGAGGAGGCCGACAAGUCCGCCAAACUGAAGGAACUCAUUCAAAGCGUGGAGCGGCGUGAACAGGCUCGCGCUGAUCUCAAGGGCUUGGAAGACACCGUGGCUAAGGAACUACAGACCCUGCACAAUCUGCGUAAACUCUUUGUUCAAGACCUGCAGGCGAGGAUAAAGAAAUCGAACAAUUCUGAAGAGGGCGCCGAGGAGGAAGGCGGUUCCCUUGCACAAAAACAAAAGAUCUCGUUCUUGGAGAAUAACCUGGAGCAACUGACGAAAGUCCACAAGCAGCUCGUGCGUGACAAUGCCGACCUGCGAUGCGAAGUGCCCAAGCUGGAGAAACGACUCCGAGCCACCAUGGAACGUGUCAAGGCACUCGAGACAGCGCUCAAGGAAGCAAAAGACGGUGCAAUGCGCGAUCGCAAACGAUACCAGUUCGAAGUGGACAGAAUCAAGGAAGCCGUGCGCGCUAAAAAUCUUGCUCGCCGCGGUCCACAGGCCCAAAUCGCGAAGCCGAUACGCGCGGGCGGCGGGCACCUGGCGGGCGGCGCGGGCGCGGGCGUGCUGCGACCCGCCGCCGCCGCGCAGGACAUCAAGCGGAAGUCUAUCAUCGUCGGCGCUAGAGAUGAAAGUUGA